Messenger RNA from Gekko japonicus, 1929 nucleotides. It is a transcript of the gene INTS15, whose product is annotated as chromosome unknown open reading frame, human C7orf26. The record is from RefSeq and is a predicted model, not a curated record. NCBI's taxonomy places the organism in Eukaryota, Metazoa, Chordata, Lepidosauria, Squamata, Gekkonidae.
CGCCGUCGACACGGCCGGCGCGGGUCCCGCGAUCGGCGCGGAGUGGGCUCGGGGGUUGGGGGUCGCGCCCGACACGCGUCUGGGGCGCACGUGUGAACGAUGAGCGACAUCCGCCUCUCGCUGCUGCGGCGCGACGCCCUCAGCGCGGCCAAGGAGGUGCUCUACCACCUGGACAUCUUCUUCAGCAGCCAGCUGCAGAGCGUCCCGCUGCCCAUCGUCGACAAGGGCCCCGUCGAGCUGCUCGAGGAGUUCGUCUUCCAGGCGCCCAAGGAGCGCGGAGGCUCCCCCGCCAAGAGACUGAACUCGCUGCAGGAGCUCCAGCUGCUGGAGAUCAUGUGCAACUAUUUCCAGGAGCAGAGCAAGGACUCUGUCCGGCAGAUCAUCUUCUCCUCCCUCUUCGGCCCGCAAGGGAACAAGGCCGACGACUGCAGGAUGGCUCUGCUGGGCAAGCUCGUCUCCAUGGCGGUGGCCGUGUGCCGAGUGCCGGUCCUGGAAUGCGCGGCUUCGUGGCUGCAGCGGACCCCGACGGUGUACUGCGUGAGGCUGGCCCAGGCCUUGGUGGACGACUACUGCAGCCUGGUGCCCGGCUCCGUCCAGACCCUGAGGCAGAUCUUCAGCGCCAGCCCACGCUUCUGCUGCCAGUUCAUCACGUCGGUCACCGUGCUGUACGACAUGUCCUCAGACGACCUCAUCCCCCCGCCAGACUUGCUGGAGAUGGUCGUUUCCUGGAUCUUCGAAGACCCGCGCCUGACCUUGAUCACCUUCCUGAACACGCCCAUCGCCACCAGCCUGCCGAUCGGAUUCUUGGAGCUCACCCCGCUCAGCGGCCUGAUCCGCUGGUGUGUGAAGGCCCCCCUGGCGUACCGGCGGAGGAAGCCGGCCCUGGCGAACGGCCACCUCGAGGGGAAGCCGGCCAAGGGCUCGGCCCCGGUCCCGGCCCGCGACUGCCAGCCCCUCUACUCCAAGCUGCACCUCAGCGUCCUCCAGGUCCUCAUGCUCCUGCAGGGCCACCUGACCGAGAAGAACCUCUACGGCCGCCUGGGGCUGGUGCCCUUCGACCACAUGGUGGCCCUCGUGGAGGAGGUCGGCCGCCUCUCGGACGAACUCGGCCCGCUCAGCGCCUCCCAGGAGGUGGAGCUGGCCCUCGACCGGCUGGCCCAAGCCCUGCAGGUGGCCGUGGCGGCCGGGGGACUCUGCUCUCUUUCAGAGGACCUCAGGACGGUCUGCUCCAGACUCCCGCACAACAACCUGCUCCAGCUGGUGGUCUCGGGCCCAGUCCAGCAGCCGUCCCACGCCACUCUGCCGCCAGGGUUCUACCCGCCCAUCCACACGCCCCCGCUGGGCUAUCCGGCCCUCCCGGCGCACCCCGCCCUCCCGGCACACCCUGCCCUCCCGGCACACCCGGCUCUGCCUGCCCACCCCGUGCAGACGUUCAUCCCGGAAUUUCCCUACCGGCCCAUCCGCUGAAAGAACUUCUCCUGCACUCUGUGAGCGGCCACGCCGUUUUCCUUCCAUCAGGAGCCCGUGCAGGGAAACCAGCAUCCUUGUUGCUCCACGUUUACCGCUACUGCGUGAUGUCUGGAGAGAGGUCUUCUCUGCCAAGAGAGUGAACCAGGGGCGCCGGAUAGUAAAAUGGGACAGUCUUUUUUUAAAAAAUAAACCCAAUUGUAUAUAUAUAUAGAAGAAGCCCUGUCAAUGAAGGUGGAUUUUUCUUACAUCUAAGUAGGAUGGCCGCAUUGUGCAGUUGUGCCUUGUUUUGGUGGAUCUAACCCCCAAUUCCUCGUUAGUAAAAAUUCUGGAUGAGAGCUUCCGGUUCACGUCUGGGCCUUUCUCUGUGAGUGCGUAUGCAUAAAAAUUGUCCUCCUUUGGUGCACAUUUUUUGCUUUGGAAGUAGCAAUUCGGCAUUUGCAGUUGAAGUGCGGGGGGGGG